CAGAGCCAAGAGGUCUCACCACUGCCCACAUUGUGAGGAGAUUUUCCCAAUUCUAUCAAAGCUGAAAAUACACCUAAAAAUACAUACAGGAGAGAAUCUGUAUUUCUGCACUGACUGUGGGAAGAAUUUCACAACAUCAAUGGCUAUGACAGUUCAUCAGAGAGUACACACAGGAGAGAAGCCUUACUCCUGCUCUGACUGUAGGAAGAGUUUCUCUCAAUCGAGCCACCUAAAACAACAUGAACAUAUACACACAGGAGAGAAGCCUUACUCCUGCUCUGUCUGUGGAAAUAGUUUCUCUGUACGAGGACAUCUAAAAUAACAUGAACGUAUACACACAGGAGAGAAGCUUUACUCCUGCUCUGACUGUGGAAAAUGCUUCACACAAUCGUCUCAGCUAAAAGUUCACCAGAGAACACACACAGGAGAGAAGCCUUACUCCUGCUCUGACUGUGGAAAAUGCUUCACAACAUCAACUGAGCUAAAGGUUCAUCAGAGAACACACACAGGAGAGAAGCCUUGCUCCUGCUCUGACUGUGGAAAAUGCUUCACAACAUCAACUGAGCUAAAAGUUCAUCAGAGAACACACACAGGAGAGAAGCCUUACUUCUGCUCUGACUGUAGGGCGAGUUUCUCUCAAUCGAGCCACCUAAAACGACAUGAACGUAUACACACAGGAGAGAAGCCUUACUACUGCUCUGACUGUGGAAAAUGUUUUAAAUCAUCAGCUGAGCUAAACGGUCAUCAGAGAACACACACCGGAGAGAAGCCUUUCUUCUGAUCUGACUGUGGGAAGAGCUUCUCCCGAUUGGGCAAUGUAAAAAUACACCAACGUCUACACACUUGA
Molecule: messenger RNA, 847 nt
Organism: Salvelinus namaycush (lake trout)
Lineage: Eukaryota; Metazoa; Chordata; Actinopteri; Salmoniformes; Salmonidae
Product: gastrula zinc finger protein XlCGF71.1-like
Exons: 2
Biological process (GO): regulation of transcription by RNA polymerase II; central nervous system development
Cellular component (GO): nucleus
Molecular function (GO): DNA-binding transcription factor activity, RNA polymerase II-specific; RNA polymerase II cis-regulatory region sequence-specific DNA binding
Source: RefSeq, a predicted model, not a curated record